Mollisia scopiformis is the source of this 3670-nucleotide messenger RNA. RefSeq names its product TBC-domain-containing protein. Lineage: Eukaryota; Fungi; Ascomycota; Leotiomycetes; Helotiales; Mollisiaceae. Bases 49 to 3459 code for a protein of 1136 amino acids. The transcript has 2 exons. The record is from RefSeq and is a predicted model, not a curated record.
CAACCUCUUUGCUGAACCAAGCUGCAGUUGCAGCAAAUACCAUGAACAAUGUUCAACCUUUCAAGCCUUGUGCAGAAGGCUCAAUCGCUCAUUGAUCCGACCCAAGCUCUUAACAUCUCCGCUUCUGACCGGAAUCCUGCGAAAUCCACUCUCUUCCGCCAUCAGUUUCGACUGCCAGACUCCCAAACUCCGCUCCAAGAAAUCACUGCUGAGCUCACGAUCUCCCCUCCGAUCGCAUACUCUCCGAAUGCAACACAGGGCGAGAAGGAUCGAGAUCGGGACAGGGGAUAUCAUUAUGCGGGCAAGCUUCACCUGAGCGAGUCUUACCUUUGCUUCUCGACGCAACCAACUAGCUUCCUGCAGACGGCCAGUACAAGUACGUCUUCCGGCUUUACGGGACAGACACAUGGAGCUGGUCCUGGAGGAAAUGGAUUCACACUGCCGCUCUGUGCCAUUCGGCGUGUAGAGCGGCUUCAUAGUCAAUCCUACCAAUUUGCUCUAGCGAUCACAACAUGGAACGGAAUCAGUAAUACAUCUACGAACGAAACCUCCAAGACUCCUGCAUACCAACAGAAGAUUACUAUACAACUCGCGGGAAGCCGGCAGGCCUGCGAGAGAUUCUGCGAUGGAUUGAAAAAGGGCCUCAAAUCUGGUGUUGGAGAAGUGGGCAAGUUGAAAAGAGUAGUCGCAGAAUGCUAUUCGGAAUAUCUUCUGCAGGGUGACGGGAAGAAGACCGGCGAGCCUCCAGAUGCUGGACUCGGAAUGCUGUUUCGAUACCCAGGUGAUGCACGGAAACUACGAGACCGAAGUAAGAUGAGACUAUGGGGCGAAUAUCUUCGAGAGAACGGCCGAAACGUCACACUUAUACGGCAACCUACCUUUCAUAAGCUUAUUAGAGUUGGUCUGCCAAAUCGACUGCGCGGGGAAAUAUGGGAACAAACAUCCGGUUCAUUGUUUCUACGAUUAGAACAUCCAACUUUAUUUGCUGAGACACUGGCAAAGUAUGAAGGACGAGACUCUCUUGCUAUAGAUGAGAUUGAGAAGGAUCUGAAUCGGAGUUUGCCAGAAUAUCCCGGGUUUCAAAGCGAAGAAGGCAUAGGUCGUCUCAGGAGAGUCCUCACGGCGUACAGUUGGACCAACGAAGAAGUUGGAUAUUGCCAAGCUAUGAAUAUUGUGGUGGCUGCACUUCUCAUAUACAUGUCGGAAUCCCAGGCUUUCUUCUUACUCUCUACGCUUUGCGACCGUUUACUCCCUGGGUAUUACUCGACAACUAUGUACGGCACAUUACUCGACCAAAGGGUUUUCGAAUCGCUGGUGGAAAAGACGAUGCCGAUACUUUGGGAUCAUCUGGUCAAAUCCGACGUCCAACUUUCGGUUGUAUCACUUCCUUGGUUUCUUUCGCUGUAUAUCAAUUCCAUGCCUCUGGUUUUUGCUUUCCGGGUUUUAGAUGUUUUCUUCUUAGAAGGUCCCAAGGUUCUAUUCCAAGUCGGAUUGGCUAUUUUACGCAUAAACGGAGAAGAGUUGCUGGACGCCGCUGACGACGGCGCUUUCAUAUCUGUUCUGAAGGGGUAUUUCUCGAAACUAGACGAAUCGGCGCAUCCCACAUCCACAAAUCAGAAACUCCGGGCAGUGACCCGGUUUCAAGAACUGAUGGUCGUGGCUUUCAAAGAAUUCUCAGGCAUCACACAGAGCAGUAUCUCGGAGCAACGCAUGAAACAUAAGGAUGCUGUGCUGAAUAGCAUUGAGAGCUUUGCCAAGAGGACAUCGAUACGCAAUCUUGGCCCUGACAGCAAGAGACUGAGCACGGAUGACCUCGGCGCGUUGUAUGAUAGGUUUUAUGGAAUCCUUUAUGAGCGCCAGAUGAGAAGUCAGAUGAUUCAAGAGGAGACGGAUCGACGGUUAAAAGCAAGCAAAGCUCGAGCAGCCGAAGUCGUGAAUGGUCUUGCAGAAACUCAGAGCGUCGAGAAGGGCCGUGUAGGCUUGGGGCCAAGCCCCACUCUUAUGGACUAUGAUGGCUUCAGAGAAUUCCUCGCUGGUAUAGCGCGAUGGGCCAUCACGGACUCGCCAUCUCCGCCAGAGAAAGACUACCCUUCGGAACGUGACAAACACUCUUACUUCGGUAAUAGUGUCAGACGGAGAGAGGUUUCAAUGUCGCCUUGGGGAGCUGGCAAUCCAGAGCCAGCGGACCAUGAAUUCAUGCAACGUCUAUUCCGUCGAUGGGAUGUGGACAUGCAAAAUGCGUUGACGUUACAAAACGUUGUUACAGGCAUUGCGCACAUCAAAGGCAAAGGCGAUAUUAUGGGCAGCAUAACAUAUUUCUUCGAGCUUUAUGACGACGAUGGAGAUGGCAAGGUCGACAGAGAAGGCAUUUUAAGAAUAUCCGAGGCCUUGUUAUUCUUGUCACGACGAGGUCUGGAAGGCUCUUUGACCCCAUCAAGUUCUAUGACUGGAUUGAGCGAAUUCGAAGCUGGCAAUGGAGCUCAAAUUGAUGGUCCUCAAGGCACAACGAAUGAACGCUUCUUGAGCAGUGUGAGCGCUUUUAUUCGACGCUGCUUCGAAUACGCUGAUCCAGACCACCCACAAAACCAAGAGACGCCUGGAGAGUCCACUACCAAUGGUACAGCCGACAACAAUGCUUUUGGUAUCGGUGAAGACAGCGACGAGGAAGAGGAUCUCUUGGAUCUUGGACCAGAUGCGACUCCUAAACGAGGGAAGAAACUUACUGGCCUAUCAAGUAAUCCUCCAGCAUCGGGCAAACCGGAUAAUGACAACCAACGAAGUGUCUCCAAGGCUCAAGCUGAAGCUGCCAAUGCUGCUCUGGACCCAUCAAAACCUCUUCAUAUCACUCUACCUACAUUCCGCAUGGUCGUUCUUGCAGAUGAACUUCUAGAACAAUUCUUCGAAUCAUCGUUCCCAGCUUCGUUCCGAAUCUCCGAUAAGUUGACUCCUCCUGGCCCAGCAUCGUCUUCGUCUAGUCUUACGACCUUCUCCAAUAUCGGAUUCAACCGAGCGAGCAACGCUGCUUCACAAACCGCUGCUAUUGUAGGCAGCAGUGCCGCGGGUGUCGUUCCACCAGGCAAAGGCCUCAGAGGCGUACUCGACAAUAUCGUCACAGAUGGAAUGCGAGUCGCAGCCGAAGUCCGUCGACGCAUGGACGAAGCUCAAAAGGAACUCGAAAAGAAUGCCGUACACAGACCAGAAGACGAUGAAGACGAAGAAGAAGGCUAUGAUGGCCCCCGAACUUCAGGCACAUACGGCGGCGACGCCGAACGCAGAAGUGUCCGUUCCGAAGAUAGAGAUCUACUUGAAGGCGUUGAUGCGGAGGCUAUGAGUAUUAGGGGCCAGGAAGGCGUCACGGAAGUUAAGCAGAAUGCUUUGAGUCCCACCAGUCCAGCUGAUCCGGGGAGAGCGAGGAGCAUCAGUACAGCAACGCAGAAAGUUGUGGAGUUCGAGCAGUGAUGUGUUGGGCUCGGAGUUUCUCUUUUUAUCCGGGUUGGGGAGUCGAACGGCGUUUCAUAUAUCAGAGAUACUACGGGGGAAUGGAAUCGUGUGUGUAUCAUGGGUGCGGGUGGGGUUGUAGGAAUGCAUUUAUCUAGCAAUGGAUCAUGUGGGCAAUCUCCAGAUUCUGAUUUUCGGUCUUCGCUGUUAUCAAAAUCCUUGCUUGUUACAG